UUAUCGUUCCCAGUGACUCCAGUCUUGGAUGAAUGCAUGCAAAAGCAGGAAAAGAAUGCGAGCAUCGAAAUAAACUUGCCAUACUCCAACCAACUCGGAGGGAAGUUCGGACCACCACUGAAAGAUAACAACCUGUCUAAUGAUGGCGGGAUUCAGGCAGGAGAAUGUGGAGAUGUACUAUGAAAUGGGAGAGGAGCUGGGAAGCGGGCAGUUUGCGAUCGUCCGGAAGUGUCGGGAGAAGAGCACAGGCUGCGAGUACGCGGCCAAGUUCAUCAAGAAGCGGCGCCUGUCGUCCAGCCGGCGGGGCGUGAGCCGCGAGGAGAUCGAGCGGGAGGUGAACAUCCUGCGCGAGAUCGAGCACAGCAACAUCAUCACGCUGCACGACAUCUUCGAGAACAAGACCGACGUCAUCCUCAUCCUGGAGCUGGUCUCGGGCGGCGAGCUCUUCGACUUCCUGGCCGAGAAGGAGUCCCUGACCGAGGAGGAGGCCACCCAGUUUCUGAAGCAGAUCCUGGACGGCGUCCACUACCUGCACUCCAAGCACAUUGCGCACUUCGACCUGAAGCCUGAGAACAUCAUGCUUCUGGAUAAGAAUGUUCCCAACCCCAGGAUCAAGCUGAUUGACUUUGGGAUUGCGCACCAGAUCAAAGCGGGAAAUGAAUUUAAGAAUAUUUUUGGUACCCCUGAGUUUGUAGCUCCAGAAAUAGUCAACUAUGAGCCCCUUGGCCUUGAAGCAGACAUGUGGAGCAUUGGAGUCAUCACAUAUAUCUUGCUGAGUGGUGCCUCUCCAUUCCUGGGUGAGACCAAGCAGGAGACCCUGACCAACAUUUCGGCUGUCAACUACGACUUUGAUGAGGAGUAUUUCAGCAAUACCAGUGAACUGGCAAAGGACUUCAUCCGUAGACUGCUGGUCAAAGAUCCCAAGAAAAGAAUGACAAUUGAAGACAGUCUGCAGCAUCCCUGGAUCAAGGUGAUAAAGAGGCGGAACGUGCGGCAGGAGGAGAGCGGGCGCAAGCCGGAGCGCCGGCGCCUGAAGACCACGCGGCUGAAGGAGUACACCAUCAAGUCCCACUCCAGCAUGCCGCCCAACAACACCUACAUCAACUUCGAGCGCUUCUCCCAGGUGAUGGAGGAGAUCGCCGCGGCCGAGGAGGGGCUGCGGCAGCUGGAGCGCAACCAGAGGUCGUGCCGGGAGGACGUGGCGGCCCUGCUGUCCAUCUACGAGGAGAAGGAGAGCUGGUACAAGGAGGAGAACGAGAGCAUUGAGAGCGACCUGGGCCAGAUCAGGCAGGAGCUGCAACGCACCCAGUCCCAGCGCCGGAAGAGCCAGGACGAGGUUCGCGCGGCCCUGCUGUCGGCCAACGCCCUCAAGCGCAAGUUCGGCCGCCUGGAGAACCGCUUCGAGUCGCUGGCCGAGCAGGUGGCCUGCGAGGUGCGCUGGGUGGAGGAGCUGGUGCACUCGCUCGCCCCACAAAAGCUCUCUGCUCCCAGCAUGCGAUGAUUGUGUUUGUUUUCUCAGGAAUUACUUCAUCCUGACUCCUUUCCUCUCUUUACCUCUAAGGGCCUCUAAGAGCAGAACAGCUCUUUUAAAGAGCUAAAGACCCAUUUCAAAGUCUGCCCUGUCUCAGGUUGGGCUUUGACUGUGACAUUCAUAUUUACCCAUUCCCCCUCAACAGCCACCACCACCACAACUUGUGAGUUUACGUCUUACUGUAGUGACUGUCUGUAUCGUGAACCACAUCAUUGUAUUCUGUGUACCCAGUUUUACAUCUCUGCUUUCCAAAAAUUGAAGUCCGCUUUUUACAUUCCAGAACAAAUUUUGUAUCAGUUGUGCUUAUGAACAAACAGCAAUAUUUUGGCUAACAGGGACAAGUCCAACAUAUUUACUAUAAAAGCUACUAGGUUACUACAUUGAUAAGCUGCAUUUUGAUUUUCAUGGUUUGGUUACUAACAUAUAUAUAUAUAUAUAUAUAU
Messenger RNA from Megalops cyprinoides (Indo-Pacific tarpon), 1974 nucleotides. Its product is annotated as death-associated protein kinase 3-like. The transcript has 9 exons. NCBI's taxonomy places the organism in Eukaryota, Metazoa, Chordata, Actinopteri, Elopiformes, Megalopidae. Gene Ontology annotation, molecular function: ATP binding; protein serine/threonine kinase activity. Bases 140 to 1501 code for a protein of 453 amino acids. The record is from RefSeq and is a predicted model, not a curated record. Gene Ontology annotation, cellular component: cytoplasm; nucleus. Gene Ontology annotation, biological process: protein phosphorylation; positive regulation of apoptotic process; intracellular signal transduction.